This is a messenger RNA of Toxoplasma gondii ME49, 1452 nucleotides long. RefSeq names its product ubiquitin conjugating enzyme E2, putative. NCBI's taxonomy places the organism in Eukaryota, Apicomplexa, Conoidasida, Eucoccidiorida, Sarcocystidae. The transcript is spliced from 4 exons. Bases 883 to 1374 code for a protein of 163 amino acids. The record is from RefSeq and is a predicted model, not a curated record. Gene Ontology annotation, biological process: DNA repair; proteasome-mediated ubiquitin-dependent protein catabolic process; protein polyubiquitination. Gene Ontology annotation, molecular function: ubiquitin conjugating enzyme activity.
GUUCCUUCUUUCCACUGUUUUCACUCUCCUCUUUUUUCUUCUGGAAACGUUUUUUACAUGGGUUUCCAUUUCAAGAAGAACAGAGGUCAAUUCGCUUAAAGACGCACGACCACGUGCUCUCCUCACCACUUCUUCCUUAUCUGCUGUUCUCUCAUUUUCUCUCUUUCUUCGCUUCUCUUUCUUCUUUCUCCCUUCUUUUCGUCCUCGGUCUGUUUGUGGUUCGCGCUGCUGUCUCAAGAAGCCUUCGCCGCGAGUCUGCGAAACUGGAAUCGAGCAAGCCAGCAGCUUGCUUCGAGUGUCUCUUCUCGCUCCUCUCUCUACUCCUCUUUUUUGGCCCUCGUUUUUCUCUUACACUCUUCCCGCGUUUCUCUGUCUUGAGUUUCCACGUCGUCUAACCUCUGCAAAGGGCCGCUGCCGUCGCUCGAAGAAAAACGAGGACUGUCCGUUUCUUCCGUGGAAAAGGGGAUUUGUUAGGGAAGACAUCUGUCUCUGUCAAAGCGUGCUUUUUCAUCUCCCACAGGCCUACAGAGGGGGGAAGGACGAGACAAGUGGUGACAAAACGAGCGAGGGUGUUUCUACGCCCAACUCUUCCAUCUUUUUUAAACGAAAGGGUUUCUCUUCUCGCCCAUGACUUCUCCUGUUCUUUCUCCCGCGCUCUCCGUCAACGCAAAAAAGCUUCAGUUUUGCCGCUCACAUCUUCCUGCCUGAUCUCUGGUGUCGCGUGUCCGCGUUCCUUUCCCAGGGAUGGUUUCACAGCGUCUCUUUCGCCCUCUGAUGCUCCUCAGUUGCCCAGCGUCUCGCUUCCUCUGGGAGAAAUAAGGCCUCCUUCUGCCUCUCCUGAGAGUCCCCCGCGUGGUUGCUUGCUUGAUUUGAGGGGACAAAAUGUCGACAGUGGCGAGACGCCGAAUCGUCCAAGACAUUUCGCGAGUCACGCGCGACCCUCCCCACGGUGUUCGCGCGUCGCCUUUUGCGGACAGCAUGAUGCAUUGCCAUGCGAUCAUCCACGGCCCAGAAGACACGAUGUGGGAGUGCGGGACGUUUCACUUGAUUAUCACAUUCACGGAAGACUAUCCGGCUUUUCCGCCGAAGGUGCGUUUUCUGUCGCGGCUCUUCCACCCGAACGUCUACGCGGAUGGACGCAUCUGCAUCGACAUCUUGCAGAAUCAGUGGAGUGCCAUGUACGACAUUGCCGCCGUUCUGACAAGUAUUCAGAGUCUGUUGAGUGACCCGAACCCACAGUCGCCUGCAAAUCCUCAAGCGGCAAAGAUAUUCGUUGAAAACCGAGAGGAGUACGACCGUCUCGUCCUUCAAUGCGUGGAGGACAGCUGGUCGGUGCCAGCGCUGCCUGCGGGUAUUUUGAACGGCGAUCGCUGAGAGUUUUUUUCGGCAAGAAAAGGCGCGUUUUGGAGACGCGUUCGGAGUGUUUCGUUUGCUUUCCUUUUCCUUCAAAAC